This is a messenger RNA of Ruditapes philippinarum (Manila clam), 521 nucleotides long. Its product is annotated as succinate--CoA ligase [ADP/GDP-forming] subunit alpha, mitochondrial-like. Gene Ontology annotation, biological process: tricarboxylic acid cycle. Gene Ontology annotation, molecular function: succinate-CoA ligase (ADP-forming) activity; succinate-CoA ligase (GDP-forming) activity. NCBI's taxonomy places the organism in Eukaryota, Metazoa, Mollusca, Bivalvia, Venerida, Veneridae. Gene Ontology annotation, cellular component: succinate-CoA ligase complex (ADP-forming); mitochondrion. The annotation marks the transcript as partial. The record is from RefSeq and is a predicted model, not a curated record. The transcript has 4 exons.
UUAAUCCAACUGGUAUUUAUUUUAGGAUUGGCAAAAACUGUUGGACUUAGGUCUAUUUACACUACAACAAGACCAAACCUUAUGUUGACAAAGGCAACAAAGGUAAUCUGCCAAGGUUUUACUGGAAAGCAAGGGACUUUUCAUAGUCAGCAGGCCAUUGAGUAUGGAACUAAAAUGGUGGGAGGAGUUUCCCCUGGAAAGGCUGGACAAAAACAUUUGGGACUGCCUGUCUUUGGAACAGUGAAAGAGGCUAAGGAAGCAACGGAUUGUGAUGCUACAGCUAUUUAUGUACCGCCAAGAUUCGCAGCAGCUGCCAUUGAAGAAGCCAUUGAUGCUGAGAUCCCACUUAUUGUUGUCAUAACAGAAGGUAUCCCACAACAAGAUAUGGUACGUGUGAAACAUAAGCUGAUACGUCAAAAUAAGUCAAGAAUGCUCGGGCCAAAUUGUCCAGGAAUUAUCAAGCCUGGAGAGUGUAAAAAUUGGUAUUAUGCCUGGACAUAUCCAUCAGAAGGGAAGAAUUG